This is a messenger RNA of Betta splendens (Siamese fighting fish), 5629 nucleotides long. It is a transcript of the gene klc1a, whose product is annotated as kinesin light chain 1a. Gene Ontology annotation, biological process: axo-dendritic transport. Lineage: Eukaryota; Metazoa; Chordata; Actinopteri; Anabantiformes; Osphronemidae. Gene Ontology annotation, molecular function: kinesin binding. Gene Ontology annotation, cellular component: kinesin complex; membrane-bounded organelle; cytoplasm. Bases 568 to 2493 code for a protein of 641 amino acids. The transcript is spliced from 17 exons. The record is from RefSeq and is a predicted model, not a curated record.
UUACCGAGGCACAGAGGGGGGCGCCGGCUAUCGCCAUUUUCACGCUCGGCGCAGUCAGUCCACCCGUGGACCAGCGCGCUGUCAUCUCCGUGGGCGACUCGUCCACUUUGUGCCCGGGUCCAUGAAGCCGCGCAUGUUUUUGUAGUUUUUUUGUAGGCAAUGGAAGUCCACGGGAGCUCGUGCUAGGCGGCUCCGUCUAACGCCAGUGUUUGACAGCUCGGUCGCUAGCUAUGUAGCUAGCUGGUCAUCAUCAAACCGCGGUUGAUGCAGUGACGCGCAGUCGGCGAGACGUCUCCCGGGCGCAGGCGGAGGCAGUUCGGAAACCGUGUCCUGCGCGACUUCCCCACUUUUAGACUCGCCAACAAACGUUGCCUCCUAAAGGAAUAGCAUCUCCAUUUAGGAAGACGCGGGUGAGAAGGGAAAAAGGCGAGGAGGGCGAACGUUACAGUCCGGCUGCACUGGCAACGGAUGUCCUAGGGAACGGAAGUAUUGCAGAAUGUGAAAGAUGCAUAAAAUACAGAACUGCACCAGAUGUAACCAACCUUCAACGUGUUAAUUCAUGACUAGAUGCGUGAGGACAUGUCCACCAUGGUGUGCGUGAAGGAGGAGGAGGAUCCUGGGGAGAAGCUUUCCCAGGAUGAGAUCAUCUCCAGAACCAAGCAAGUCAUCCAGGGGCUGGAGGCCCUGAAGCAGGAGCACCACUCCAUUCUGGACGGUCUGCUGGGCACACUGCGCUGCCUGAAGCAGGAUGAAGAGGGAGUUCUGGUGGAAGAGAAGUCCCACAUGAUCCGCAAGUCCCUGGAGAUGCUGGAGCUCGGACUGAGUGAGGCACAGGUGAUGAUGGCACUGUCAAACCACCUGAGCUCGGUGGAGUCAGAGAAGCAGAAGUUGCGAGCUCAGGUGCGUCGGCUUUGCCAGGAGAACCAGUGGCUGAGGGACGAGCUCGCCGGGACGCAGCAGAAACUGCAGAAGAGCGAGCAGAGCGUUGCUCAGCUGGAGGAAGAGAAGAAGCACCUGGAGUUCAUGAACCAGCUGAAGAAGUAUGAUGAGGACCUGUCCCCAUCUGAGGAGAAGGACUCUGACUCCAGUAAAGAGACUCUGGAUGAUCUCUUCCCAGAUGACCAGGAUGACCAAGCCCCAGGCAUCCAACCAGCUCACGGCAGUGCGGCAGCAGCAGCGGCCCAGCAGGGAGGCUAUGAGAUCCCGGCCCGUCUGAGGACAUUACACAACCUGGUGAUCCAGUAUGCCUCCCAGGGAAGGUAUGAGGUGGCUGUGCCCCUCUGCAAACAGGCUCUGGAAGAUCUGGAGAAGACCUCUGGGCACGACCACCCAGACGUGGCCACCAUGCUCAAUAUCCUAGCCCUUGUUUACAGAGACCAGAACAAAUACAAGGAGGCAGCCAACCUGCUGAAUGAUGCUCUGGCCAUAAGGGAGAAGACUCUCGGCAGAGACCACCCAGCUGUCGCCGCCACCCUCAAUAACCUGGCUGUUCUGUACGGGAAGAGAGGAAAGUACAAGGAAGCAGAACCUCUGUGCAAGAGAGCUCUGGAGAUCAGAGAAAAGGUGCUGGGGAAGGACCACCCAGAUGUCGCAAAGCAGCUAAACAACCUGGCUCUGCUCUGUCAAAACCAGGGCAAGUAUGAGGAGGUGGAGUAUUACUACAUGAGAGCACUGGAGAUCUACCAGACCAAACUGGGUCCCGAUGACCCCAACGUGGCAAAGACAAAGAACAACCUGGCUUCCUGUUACCUGAAGCAGGGCAAGUUCAAGCAGGCUGAGACUCUAUAUAAAGAAAUCCUCACGCGUGCCCAUGAGAGGGAGUUUGGCUCUGUUGACGAUGAGAAUAAACCGAUCUGGAUGCAUGCUGAAGAGAGAGAGGAACAAAGCAAGGGGAAGCAGAAGGAUGGUUCACCGUUUGGAGAAUAUGGGGGCUGGUACAAAGCUUGUAAAGUUGACAGUCCCACAGUGACCACCACCCUAAAGAACCUGGGUGCCCUCUACAGGCGGCAGGGCAAGUUUGAAGCUGCAGAGACCCUGGAGGAAGCAGCCAUGCGUUCCAGAAAGCAGGGUCUGGACAAUGUGCACAAGCAGCGCGUGGCUGAGGUGCUGAGCGAGCCUGAGGCUCGUGAGAAGCAACGGAGCCGCGAGAGUUUGACCUCUGACACGGUGAAGUACGAGAGCGGCCCGGACGGUGGCGAGGAAGUGAGUAUGAGCGUGGAGUGGAACGGGGACAGCUCUGGAUCUCUGAAGAGGAGCGGCUCCUUCAGCAAACUUCGAGCAUCCAUCCGUCGCAGCAGCGAGAAACUCGUACGCAAGCUGAAAGGCGGCAGCUCGUCACGAGACGAGUCCAAGAACCCUGGCAUGAAGCGAGCCAGCUCUCUGGGGGUUCUUAACGUGCCGGACAAGUCUGCGAGCGGCCGCUACCAAGAACGAAAUAAUCGUCUGAGUAACAGUCGAGACCUGAGUGCCAGCCACACUGAUCUGGCGCAUUGAAGGUGAAGAUCACAGAUCUGCCUCCUCCUGAACCCUGAACCCUCCUCAUUGUAAAUAGCUGUUUGUGAAAGGCUCCUGUCGUCCACCAUCAAAUGCUCACUGCACAGGUUGUGAGCUUUCAGUGCUCUUUAAAAGCUUUAUGCCCUUGGUGGAGGAUCACAUUACAUGACAUUAUUAUUACACAGUGACAAACAGGAUGAAUACACACACAGUUACCUUCUGUGUGUUUAAACAAUGUGUGGCACUGUACAUGAUUCCUAGGUCCAGUUACACCAUAGAGAGGGUUUUGGAUGCAAAUUUGACUCUGCUCUUGUUGGCUGAGGUUUACCUAGAGCCAUGAGAGUCACAAACACUUUGACAAUAAUUGAAGGAUAAAUGUGUAAAGUCACAGAUUGUAUUUUCUGGAUACAUUUAAAUCCCCUGAUAAAAGCAGUGUUUGAACCCUGCUGAGUGAACCCACAUCUUGUGUUGAGACCUACCAAACAUCUUGAACUAAAAUGUUACUUCCUGUGUUUGAAAGUUUUUCUUUUAAUGUAUGUAGUUCUGUGUUUACAUUUGGAGUUUUGUAAAUUAAGGUUUAUGUGGUUUUUGACCCUGUGCUGCUUUAAAUCUUUCAUUUUUUUUCUACAACAUGUUUAGCAUUGAGAAAAGAUUUUUUUUUUAAAUGUAUUGGCUGAAAACCCCUCAGGAUGGAGGUUGAGGCUUCUAACAUUAAGCACAAACAACCACUACACUUCAACACAUGAAAUGUUGCAGCUUUGUAUACUUCUGUCUGUUUAUUCAAAACAGCACUUUACCACAUACAGUAAAGUUGAACAAAUCCAACCAAAAGUUAGAAAUGAUUUAAGACAUAUUCUGAUAUAAUAAACAAUAAAAUAUUUAAUUUGCAAAGGUAAAAUAUAUAUUUGCUAUUACCAAAAUGUGUGACCUUGUUAUACUAUACAGUUGAAUGGGGAUAUAUUAAUGUAUAUGAACCUAUUCUAAGGGUUGUGUAAAACUGGAAUUAAUUCAUUUUUGCAUCACAGCUGCUGGAUUGAGCUAAUGAAGAUUAGGUUGCAGACAUACAUUUGAAGUGAAUUUUGAAGGAUUUAUCACAAAAGUAUAAUAUUGAUUAUAAAGUUUAAACAAUUGUCUGUAUACUAAAAAUUAAAAAAUCUUGAGAUUUAGGAUUUCACAAGAGUCUCUAAAACAAUAUGCUGUAAACUUACUUUUCUUCUUUUACAUGAUUUUUAUGCAUUUAUUUUAUUUCGCACAUUAUCUAAAGCAAAGAUGAAAAGAAAAGAUGUAAAAUUCAUGGACUUCUUCCCUCUGGGCAAGAAUCAAGUCAUGUUUACUUCUAGUGAUCAGUUUGAAUGUCAGAUUUCUCUCUCUGAUAUUAAAUUGUUGUAUUUUUCUUUUCAUUUGACGUUACAGGUUAGAGUUCGGUGUAGUGAAGCUUCUUGUUGACUGUUGAUCAGUCUGCUCCUCAACCUGCCUAGUGCUUUUUUUGUCUAUAUUGUUUUAAUGCAGAAGCUCAACAAAGUAGUGAGGCACAUAACAUGACCACGUCUAUUGGUUUUGUUGAUCUGGGCAACAGUUCUGCUGUUUGGUUUAUAUAAACACGUGUAAAUACAAGUGUGUCCAAAUUAUUGGCCUUUGCACUGUUGCUUUUAGAUUAAUCAGGACAGGUCUGGAGGUUUAUGCAGAAAACGCUGUCACAGGAAGAAAAUAUUAAGAUCUGUCCUUGAACUAUGACUUUUCUAACACAAUUCACAUCUUAGUGGCGAUAUGAUGAUGAGCUGACUUUGUUUACAAAGGUAAAGAUCUUAGUCUGUGCUAAGGCUCCUCUCCAGCUGUGGCCACAUGUGGAGUAUAACCAAAUCUUUGCUUAAAGAACAGUAAAGGGCAAUAGUAAACAUGCCAUUUACUUGUAUUGCUCUCUAUCCAUGGUCUGCAGAAAAUGUUACAAAAUUACAUCAACUAAAUUUAAUGACAAUAAAUAUGUAAUAUUUGAGGUCAUAUUUGUCAGUGAUUGUCUAUAAUAAGUUGAAUUUGUGUUCGCCAUAAAGAGCAUAAAUGUAGGAAAAACAGCCUGACAUCCCCUUAUUUCUUCUUUUUCCAAAUAAACCAUUACCUUACCUUGGCAACAUACUGGCUGGUGCACCCUCCACCUGUAUGAUGCACCAGUUCCUUUUGGGAUUUUAUUUCCAGAAACACUCCAGAACUGUUCUCUCCACAUUUCAUCACACAUCCAUCACCUUGUGGUCUUUAAAUGCAUGCUCCUGGAUGCGACUACUCAUGACACUACUCGCCCUGUGUUGGUGCUGCUCCUCUCAUGCACAUGGUAUUUUCUCCUGUGCCUAUAAAUAAGAUCUCAUUAUAUCGUAAUAUAAGAGGGAAGAGGCAUUACAGAAGAGGAGAAGCAUAGAAAACACAGACUGGUGUUUUAUUUCCAUCCAUACACUUAGUUUUAUUCCUUUUUUCUUUUGCACUGAUAUUGUAGAGACAUUUUCUACAAAUUACAUAACGUUCCUUGUCCCUGUUUACAUAAGCGGCAGUUAUGUUUCAAAAGAAACUACCUGCUACUGCGAUUUUGUCACUUUUACAGUUUAAAUUAAAGCACAGGUUUCAGGUUAUUCUGCAAAACUUUUGUUCUUUUGUUCAUUUAUUUAAUUUGCUUGUUUGAACAUGAGUAUGCAGUUUUAUUUCUGGCUUAAUUUUGGUAUUGACUGUUAGUAUGUACUUGUGUAUGUUAUUUUGUGCAGUGUUUGUGUUUGGGAACUUGAUCUGAAGAUAUUUGUACUGGGAAGCUGCUGCUUUUACUUAAGGAAAUAAUAUGUCUCGUGUCACUGAUGAAUUCAGUGCAACAGCGUCCUCUGCUGGACAAUGUUAGACUAUUUCAGAAAUAUAAUCGGCCACAUUCCUCUCUGUUAGAAACCCCUACGUGACUUAGCAUCAGUGCUACAUCAAAUGACUCAUCAGUGAGCUUCAAGAUCAUUACUCAGUUUUGAUUAUUGUUUUCGUCCGUUAUUGUAUACUGUUUCCAACUGAUGGAUUUGAAAACGGAUCUAAGAGCCUUCUAUCUAGUUUUCCAGAGUUACUGUCGACUAUGCUUGAGAUGUAAAGUUCCACAAUAAAUUUUUAUUAAUUUACUCUA